AGGCAAGGCGGUGCCCGCUCCCUCCCACCGCCCGGGGGCGGCUAUGCCGCUCCGCCUUCCCCGGCCGGGCACUACGGAAGCGAAGGCGGUAGGGGCCGGGUCACCGUCCCUGCCGGCCCCCGGGAGCCGGAGCGUAGAGCCCGGCCGGGCGGCAGCCUCCGGGGUAGCCAUCGCCGGGGCUCCAUGGAGAAGCGGGGCGCCCCGCCGCCGCGGGGCCCGGUGCUGCACAUCGUGGUGGUGGGCUUCCACCACAAGAAGGGCUGCCAGGUUGAAUUCUCCUACCCUCCUCUAAUGCCUGGAGAAGGGCACGACAGCCACGGCUUACCAGAGGAAUGGAAAUACUUGCCAUUUCUUGCCUUGCCAGAUGGCGCUCACAACUACCAGGAAGAUACCGUGUUUUUCCAUUUACCACCAAGAUGUGGGGAUCAAACUACAGUAUAUGGUGUCUCUUGCUAUAGGCAGAUUGAAGCAAAGGCAUUAAAAGUACGGCAAGCAGACAUCACCCGAGAAACAGUGCAGAAAAGUGUCUGUGUUCUCAGUCAGCUGCCUUUGUAUGGGUUACUUCAGGCAAAGCUGCAGCUCAUUACCCAUGCGUAUUUUGAGGAGAAAGACUUCUCGCAAAUUUCAAUUCUAAAGGAACUUUAUGAUCAUAUGAAUAGUUCCUUGGGAGGGACUUCACUAGAAGGGUCACAAGUUUAUCUUGGUCUGUCUCCUCGGGAUCUUGUUCUUCAUUUUAGGCACAAGGUCUUGAUCCUUUUUAAAUUGAUUCUUCUAGAGAAAAAGGUGCUGUUUUAUAUUUCUCCAGUAAAUAGAUUGGUGGGAGCUCUGAUGACGGUCUUGUCACUAUUUCCUGGUAUGAUUGAACAUGGUCUUACUGACUGCUCACACUAUAGACCAAGAAAGAGCAUAUCGGAGGAUGCUGUCUUGCAAGAAAUUACACCACGGUUAGAUGACUCUGUAUCUGCUGCUGAUACUUCAAAUACAAACUUGGAAAUGGGGAAGGGAGGCAGGAAGAUGGCAGGAAACCAUUCGCUGGGAGGUCAAAACACAAACGUGCCUUUCUCCCAGUCAGAGAAGAUUUGCAACGGAGCUCAGUCCUCCAAUGGUACCGUGCAGCACUUGAAAGUUCCUUCCCGCACUUCUCCAGAGUCCUCUGAAAGUGAAUGGGAGACCUUAGAUCCCAGCAUUUUAGAGGAGUCUAAUAUGAAAGAAGGAGUACGUGAAAACGCAGCAUCAGAACAGGCUGAAAAUCUCCCAAGUGAAUGCAGGAGUUCUGAAACCCUUCCAAUCACUGUGCAGCCCCAGGCAAAUACAGGACACACAGUGCUUGUUCCAGGACUCGUAUCUGGGUUGGAAGAGGACCAGUAUGGUAUGCCGUUGGCUAUUUUUACAAAGGGUUACCUUUGCUUGCCAUACAUGGCACUGCAGCAGCAUCAUCUCCUGUCGGAUGUAACAGUCCGCGGCUUUGUUGCAGGAGCCACCAAUAUCCUGUUCCGUCAGCAAAAGCACCUGAGCGACGCAAUUGUGGAAAUAGAAGAUGCUCAUGUACAAAUCCAUGAUCCAGAACUCCGUAAGAUCCUGAACCCUACAACCGCUGACCUAAGAUUUGCAGAUUACUUGGUGAAGCAUGUAACUGAGAACAGAGAUGAUGUUUUCCUUGAUGGCACUGGAUGGGAAGGAGGAGAUGAGUGGAUCAGGGCUCAGUUCAGUGCUUACCUUCACGCGCUGCUUGCUGCUGUGCUGCAACCAGACAAUGAGAAGACUUUGUCAGAUUUUGGAACACCAUUUGUAGUAGCCUGGAAGAAUACUCACAACUACAGAGUAUGGAAUAGCAAUAAGCAUCCAGCUCUUGCAGAAGUAAAUUCUAGCCACCCAUUCCAGGGACAAUACUCUGUAUCAGAUGUUAAGUUAAGAUUGUCACACUCUGUGCAAAACAGUGAACGUGGAAAGAAGAUUGGAAACGUGAUGGUUUCCACUAGCCGAAAUGUUGUGCAAACAGGAAAAGCUGUAGGUCAGUCAGUUGGAGGAGCCUUCACAAGUGCAAAAUCAGCCAUGUCAUCAUGGUUUUCCACUUUUACACAGUCAACCCAAAGUCUCGGGGACUAAGUGAUGGUUUUGCACAGUGCUGCUGAAUGUUUCAGGUGCAAUGGUAUCUCUGAGCUGUAAAAAGACUGCUCCAAAACACAGGAGUGGAGACUAACUAUCCAGGACCAAAACAAGGCGUAUGUUGCUUGCAAGAAGAUGUGGAAUGUUAUCAUCCAGUUUCACUAGAAGUAUAGAAUGGUGAGUGUCUCCAUAUGAUGGGAUGGCAUUUGCUGUAUAUUGGUUGUGUUUAAAAUGACUACUUUUCUUUAGAUCUGAGCCUUUAUAAAGAUAUUAGCAAACAGGGCUUGUUGCAAGCCAAAUGUGUUUGACUUUAGAUUUGUACAUUUUCUUGGAUGUUGAAGAUAUUUAUGUAAAGUAGUUAUAUUUUUCAAUCCAAGUAGCCAAAUGUUUGUGAAUUCUUCUUAUAAAUAAGCAGAGUAUGACUACUGAUUCAUCUUCAGGUUGGUUUAGAGAACACGUCUGCAAAAAGUAUAGGUGCAGAAGCCCUUAAAGGGUUCAAAGCUAGGUGGCACUUGUUUGGUUCCACCUACAAACUGGAAUCAGCCGGGUGCAGAGUAAGACUGUGGCUGACUAAACGGUGUUUUUCCUUUCUCAUCUGUAGCCGUACACAUUAAUCUGUCUCUAGCUGUCUUUGUGUCUGCAAAUCUGUGCAACAAUUGUAAAAUCAGUAUUUUCUUGAUGUUAUGCGGUGGGCCUUCAUAACUUUGCCUAUGUUUUGGCUGUGUUUUACCCUGGGAUAUGAACAGGAUUCCAGCUGGAGAGAUCUCUUCAAGAAAAGUAUUAGAAAACAAUUGGCCAAAAUUGGAAUUGAACCAUAGAGCAAGACCUCACAAAACUGUCUGUUAGGAUAUAAUUACACCACUAAUGUAAUUACAUGAAUAUGAAUACAAAGUAUUAAAAUUACUUAAAAGAGCACAGUAGCAAACUCUGCAUAUUUUUUGUUGCCAGUAAAGUUAUGAAGACUCUUCCAAACAGAAAUCAGCUAUACAGAUUUUUCUUUGUCUACUCAGGGAAUGUUCUAUUUGGAUAACUACUUUUUUCAUAAGGAAAGUAACACCAGAAUUGAGGGAGCAACUGAAACAACUCAGUUCUUAACCUUGCAUGAAAGAAUAUAAUAGUUUAUUUGAAAAGAUGUGGUAUAGUGCUCUAUUUCAUAUGGAAUGUGCAUGUGGUGUCUUCAGUAUGCAAACAUAUUCCACAUCCUACAGUUUGUGCUCCCGACACAGAUUAUUUCCUGUUUCUUACAACGUGAACGUGUCUAUGCCUUGUAACAUCCCCACAUGAUAGCUGUUAACAUUUCCUACAUUACAUCAUCAAGUAUUCCAACCUUCCCGUAUUGGAAGGCUCUUAGUUUAUUCCCUCCUAAGUAUUUAUUAGUGUUCUGCAAUUCUCUUUUUGGGGCCGAGAUUUCAAGUCAAAGUUAUUUCUUCUAUUCCUCAAAUAAAAUAGCUGUACAAGAGAUAAAGAAGAAGGUUCUAAUGUAAUUUCUUUAAGAAGUUCUGAUUUCUUCAGAUGCAUUUGAAAAGCUAAUAGAAAAGUCAAACUUGCAUCACAUAGUUACUCUCCAACAAUGUAAAUUUCAGUUUUAGUGCUUCAAAUAGUGAUUCAGAAAGACAAGAUCUGUUUUAAAAUAUUAAUUAAUUUUUUCCAGGACAAGCUAGGUAGAACAGCCAUGGAAAACCUGAAAGUACAGAGCUGGUUUGAGUAGCUUCAUUUGAGAAGGGCAAAAAGUACACCUAAAGCUCUACUUAAUCUACUGCUUCUGACAUACAAGUAAAACGUAUCUAUAGAACCUUAUAUAUUGCUUCUGGUCUGUGUGUUUAUAUGUAUAUCUCCUAAAAUUUCUGAUAUUCUUUUCUGUUCUAUUCCACAACUCUGUAAUAGUCAAUUAUUUUAAAGAGUAAGAAAUACUUGUAGGAAGACUUCUGGUGCAAUAAGACUAGGGGUGCAGUUAUUCACGAUGAUUCUAGAGCUUUCUGAUUCAGCUUGCAGAUAAGAAAAUAAUCACUUGCUAUUAUGAAAUUGCUAGCAUUACCUGUUGUCUGGGUUUUAAGUGGUCAGGCUUCAUGUUGUAGUGAAGACUGAAUAUGAUCUGAAAGAUUUAAGCGCCUACAAAAUUAACUUCAGCAACUUGAUGUUAAUUUAAACUUAGGAGCUCACAGUAGGGCCACACAAGUAGUUAACGUGUACAAGCUAUAAAAACAGGACCUUUCUGGGUCCUUUUUAAUAGCCUUGCCUCUGUCACCUCUUCACCUUAGCUGUUCUGUAGAAUUCUCCUCUGCCCCAGAUUUGUACAGCUGAUUUGUUAGUUCUCUGCAUUUCCCUCACUCCCACAAACUCCCUUGCUGACCCAGGGAUUUUAGAAAACUGUGUGUUGUUUUUUGUUUUUUGUUUUUUUUUUAAUUUUUGAUUCAUCUGAGGAAAGGCAGAAUGAGGUGCCCUCUGCUUUUCAAAGCUGAUGGCUGCUUGCUGCUCUGCGUAGGGCCUGCGCUACAACGCUUCACAGUUUUUCUCCUAUGGAUAGAAAAGAAGACCUGACAGAUCUCUUUCCCCGCUGUCCCAGCUGUCUCUGUUGUGGAGUCAAACAUGCAACUUGAUCAAAAGUAUUUUCCUUUUUUCUAUGUGUUUCUAUUGUGUUUCAACACAAGGUUGGAAUAAGAAACUUCUAUUCAUUUUCAGAUUUUAAGAAUUGGCUUCCUGCUAGCAAGUUGGACAGUGAUUUAAACUGAUGCAGUGGGUAGAGAUGAAAUGAUCAUCAUAAUAAGUUGUCUUCAUUAAUGUGUAUGCUUGCUCUUUGACAUUUGGCUUAAACUUGCUUUUGGUCUGUAGGAGGGAUAGCAGCUACUGAGUUUCGUCUGAAUUCACGUAGUCCUCUUCUUUAUUUAAUGGUUGUGACCUCUUCAGAUAAAUCCAGUAUGAAUGCACUAUUUUCUUCCCCUCUGUUCUAAAAUUUCCAAUGCAAGUAUUAUUACUUAUUUUCAAAGGGAUUUAAGCAGUCAACUUUCAUUUCAAAGACAUCCAUUUCUGCAUGGCAAGAAAUACAAAGUACUAAAUGAAUCGGUGACAGCACCUCUUGUGAGUAAACUGUGAAGGCAUUGUUACACCUCAGUCAUAAUGUAUGUCGCAAAGAUAAUUUUGAUCAUUAAUGUAGAGUGUGAACUGAUUUACAAAUAAUACAAUAACACUUCUUUCUCAGCUUUCUGGCAUCAAAGCAUCAACCUCCGCUAUUUGUAGUUACCAACAUUUGAGGAACUGCCUAUUGAGUAUACGCAGCUACAAGUCCCCAAAAUAACACAAAAUUAAGUAUCGUUGACCUAAUACUUCUUUGACUAAAAUGUUCAGCAUUUUUCAUCGUUUUUCUGUCAUAACCUUAAUUCAUGUGCAUAUCUGACAGCUUUUUCCUCAAAUGUAACAAUGUAAUAAUCACCUUUAGAUCACUCUCCUAGUACAUUGCAUUUGUUUGACUUUGUACAUCUGUUUUAAGCACCUUUGUAAUUAAAUUUAGUAUUUUGUCGAAACAAGCUUCUUACUUCCAUAGAAAUUAUUACUAAGCAGAGAAACUAAUGUGGCCGUAUUUAAUGUGUGAAAGUGGAGGUGGGAAUGCAGUUUUUAAACAUAGAAACUCUUUCUUGAUAAUUGAAAAUACAAGUAAUGUAUUUGAUUUUUCUUGUGCUGCUUAAAAAUAAAUACAUCCAGCCUAUUUAAA
Messenger RNA from Cygnus olor (mute swan), 5812 nucleotides. It is a transcript of the gene AVL9, whose product is annotated as AVL9 cell migration associated. The record is from RefSeq and is a predicted model, not a curated record. Gene Ontology annotation, cellular component: cytoplasm. Lineage: Eukaryota; Metazoa; Chordata; Aves; Anseriformes; Anatidae. Bases 184 to 2106 code for a protein of 640 amino acids. The transcript has 16 exons.